AUGUAUCUUGAUUUCCAUCUUGAUGCAAAGACAUAUGUUGUUUCUAUUCCAAAGACCAAUGAAAACUUCCGUCUUCUCAAUGACAUAAAAGGUAGAUUCAAGCUACACUCAAUUAGGGAUGAGGAGGCAAAGGAUUUAACAUCGUCGGGAGCUUGUGAUCCUUUAUGUUCGGUGGAUGAAACAAGCUCACAAGAAUAUGAAGCUACUUACCAGCCAAAGACCGAUUUAUUGAAAGCUGUGGCUAUAUUUGGAGCARCUGCGACAGGGACAGUGGCGAUUAAUCAUUCWUGGGUGGCUGCAAACCAGGAUCUUGCAAUGGCGUUGUUGUUUGGAAUAGGUUAUGYUGGCAUAAUUUUUGAAGAGUCACUUGCCUUCAAUAAAAGUGGAGUAGGUUUACKAAUGGCAGUAAGCUUGUGGGUUAUUCGGAGCAUCGGAGCCCCCUCAACCGACAUAGCAGUAGCAGAGUUAACACAUGCUUCAGCAGAAGUCAGUGAAAUAGUAUUUUUCUUGCUUGGUGCAAUGACGAUAGUGGAGAUAAUUGAUGCUCAUCAAGGCUUUAAGCUGGUUACUGACAAUAUCACCACUCGCAAGCCCCGAUCCCUCCUUUGGGUGGCUGCUUGCUAUUCACACGAUGGCCAAGUUCAUGAAAACCCCAAUUGUAAUCAUGAUAUGGUGCCACCUGUAGUGGCUAUGGAUUAA
This is a messenger RNA of Cynara cardunculus var. scolymus (artichoke), 699 nucleotides long. RefSeq names its product sodium/proton antiporter 1-like. The transcript is spliced from 6 exons. Gene Ontology annotation, biological process: sodium ion transport. Lineage: Eukaryota; Viridiplantae; Streptophyta; Magnoliopsida; Asterales; Asteraceae. Gene Ontology annotation, molecular function: antiporter activity; RNA binding. The record is from RefSeq and is a predicted model, not a curated record. Bases 1 to 699 code for a protein of 232 amino acids.